AUGCAAUCUUCCAAAGCCGCUCUCCCCCAAUCUUUCAUUGCUAAGAAGAAGAAGAUCCUGGAUCAACUCUCUGUUCCAGCGUCAGAAUACGAUGAUCUGUCACCCAAGGGCUCAAUCGAUGUAGGGAUCCGAGAUCUCAUUGAUGAGAUCAAUCAGAUUGAAGGAUGUGUGACAACUAGUAGUUGUUCGGGACGAGUUAGUGUGUUUCUUGAGGGAAAAAGGCGGUUUGAAGAGGAGAGCCGUGCUGAGCCUGGGGAAAAGGAGGGGGAAGAUGGAAAAGUUGUGGAGGAUCAAAUGGACGUCUCCGGGGACGCAGGUGAAGUAAGAGAGACAACAGCUGGAGUCGGUGGGAAGGGAGGAGGUGGAAGAUGGCUGUACGUCUCUCAUACCGAAGUUGCGGUUGAUGAACAUGGGCAUGUUGGCGGUUUGGUAGGGCUUCUGGGAAUGGAGCCAUUGCACGACGAUCCACCACGUGAUGCCGCCAGGAGGUAUAUACAUUUCAAAUUUGAGCCUAUGAUUCUCCAUGUCCUCACGGCAUCUUUUGAACAUGCCCAAAUGGUUCUCUCCGCAGCUCUCCAAGCCGGGUUUCGAGAGAGUGGUGCUAUCAACCUGACGUCCUCUACUAAAGAGCCGCCGAGUCCAAUAGUCGCCGUCCGCUCGAUGGGCCUAGCAUUGGAAUCACUAGUUGGGUUCCACCAUGAUGGACGAGAGCUUUGUAGCGUUUCGGAAAAAGAUCUGAGAACGUUGCUGGAGAUUUCUAACGAACGAUUUCGGGUUAACAGUGAAAGAAUCAUGAGGUUUCAAGCACUGCUGAGACAACUGACGUCUGCUGGCGCAGCGUCGAAGCGGAGGGGGGAUGGAGAGGAAUGGGAGGACCCUCAGGUGAGGAGGGAGAGGAAGAAAGCAGAGGGGUUGAGGAGAAAGCAGCUGUUAAAAGAAACAGGAGGUCCUCCUCCCAAAGACCCGGAAGAUAUAUCUGGUCUAGAAUUCCUCGAGUAA
Amorphotheca resinae ATCC 22711 is the source of this 999-nucleotide messenger RNA. RefSeq lists its product as hypothetical. Gene Ontology annotation, cellular component: cytoplasm. NCBI's taxonomy places the organism in Eukaryota, Fungi, Ascomycota, Leotiomycetes, Helotiales, Amorphothecaceae. Bases 1 to 999 code for a protein of 332 amino acids. The transcript is spliced from 2 exons. Gene Ontology annotation, molecular function: tRNA methyltransferase activity. The record is from RefSeq and is a predicted model, not a curated record. Gene Ontology annotation, biological process: tRNA methylation.